UGGAUUCGGAUUGAUGGAGAUGCAUCGUAGUUGGAUCCGACGAGGGCAGGUCUUUACAGAAUGUACUCGAAGAGCGAAGCCUCCGCGCCCAAGCCACGUUACGUCUGCCGACUCCACUACCCCCCAUGAGAGAACUGAUCCAUUCCGUAUUGAGGAAUGAUUCCCUUCUUCCCCACUAUACCCCCUCCCCGGGGUGAUCAGGGCUCAGCACUCUAUUCCCGCCAGACUCACAGACACAUAUUCACCGAGUACAUCGCUGGUUGCGCCGUGAAUUGCUGUUCGAGCAUUGCCCAUUUCCCAAGCCCAACAUGCCUCUCAGUUAUGACCCCGAUUUCGUCCACGCCACGCGCGAAGUUCUCGAGCGCAGAGCCAAGAACCCUGGACGGGCGGUGCACGACGUGUUAGGCCGUCGGACGGACAUCACCGCCUCCUACGAAGCCGAGUUCGAGAAGCUGCCCGAGGCUCCCGAGAUAGAGCACACAGUAUACCAGAUCCCCUCGUAUGACGGACAGACCAUCUCGGUCUACCGCUUCUUCAAGAAGAAUGCACCCACAACCACCCCGGGACCGGCUGUCCUACACACGCACGGCGGCGGCACGAUCCAGGGCGACGUGGCGCUGUUCCGCAAGAUGCUGUCGCUGGAGGUGCAGCACACGGGGGUGCAGGUGUUCUCGGUGGACUAUCGGCUGGCGCCAGAGCACCCGCACCCGACGCCCGUAGAGGACUCAUACGCGGGGCUGACCUGGCUGCACGAGCACGCAGACGACUUCGGGGUGGACCGCAGUCGAAUUGCGACGAUGGGCGAGAGCGCGGGUGGGAUGCUGGCGGCGGGACUGGCGCUGUUGGCGCGCGACCGUCAGCUGUCACCGCCGCUGGCGAAGCAGAUCCUGAUCUACCCUAUGUUGGAUGACCGGAACACGACACCGAUCGCAGCCUUGGAACCCCUGGCGUUCUGGAACUGCGCCGACAAUAUCACGGCGUGGACCGCGCUGCUCGGCAAGGAUACCAUCGGCACGGACAAGGCGUCGCCGUACGCGGCGCCCGCGCGGGCCGCCAGUGUCGAGGGUCUACCGCCGACGUACAUCGACACCGGGGAGCUGGACAUCUUCCGCGACGAGGACAUCGCCUAUGCGGGGCGCAUUGCGGCGGCCAACAUCAGUGUCGAGUUACACGUGUACCCGGGGCUGCCGCAUGCCUUUGAGGUGUACGCGCCUGAGAUCGAGGCGACAAAGCGGGCUGUGUCGGAUCGCUACCGAGCCAUGUCAAGUUUCUAAGCCUUAUUUUUCAAAACAAUAGGAUCGUUGAUGCUGCGGUGCUGUCCGGAUAGAUCACAUCACAAGGCGAUGGGCCAAGCCACGGAUGGAAGCAGGAUUCUGCGACCGGAGAUGGAUAGGCUGGCUGUGUUCGGUUGCAGAUGGAAGGCGAAGCCAGGCAGAUGUUUUCCACCAACUGAGACUUAUGCUCGGGGUGUCACUAGGUAGACGAAUUCAAGCAUGUUCC
Molecule: messenger RNA, 1500 nt
Organism: Aspergillus campestris IBT 28561
Lineage: Eukaryota; Fungi; Ascomycota; Eurotiomycetes; Eurotiales; Aspergillaceae
Product: alpha/beta hydrolase
Exons: 1
Coding region: 309-1274 (321 amino acids)
Molecular function (GO): hydrolase activity
Source: RefSeq, a predicted model, not a curated record